This is a messenger RNA of Saccostrea echinata, 1056 nucleotides long. RefSeq lists its product as uncharacterized. The record is from RefSeq and is a predicted model, not a curated record. The coding region runs from base 1 to 1056 and encodes 351 amino acids. Lineage: Eukaryota; Metazoa; Mollusca; Bivalvia; Ostreida; Ostreidae. The transcript has a single exon.
AUGUAUCACAUACCUCGACUAUCAGAGAUGUUGUAUGUGGGCCUGUGUAAUGAGAUAGGGAGUCCUUCAGAAGUGAGGUUCAGGAGAGAAGUUAUGGACACUGUGGAGGUUGUGAAAAAACCUCUGUACAUCAUGAAGGGACUCUACACAUUGAAGAGUGGGAGUCAUCGUGAUGGAUUCAGACUGAUAACUUCAGAUGAAGAUUGGAUGUUAUGGGCUCCAGAACACAAGGUAAUCUGUGAUCUCUCUCAGAUCAGUCUUUAUCGUAUCCCACAGCACACUGUGAUCCUGAUGGAGUGUGAUGAUUUACCGCCGGGAUUUACCAGACUAAAUCUGUUAAGUCCAUUAAAUAAUGCAAAUACAUGUAUCAUAUCAUCCUGUGUAGCUAAGAAGAAAGAUAUAUAUAUUUCGAGUGCAUUAUUCCGCUUUAACAAUUUACAAUUCCUCCAGACCCGCCAUGCCUUCUUUGCUUCAUCGAUUCCUCAUGGGCCCUCAUCAAAUAUCAAAGAACUAGAUUAUGAAGGCGAUUAUGUGUUCUGCUUUCGGUCACACCACCGGCCAACAAUAGCUCUACCAUGGAUACAGAGAUGCCGACAACAAGGCUGGCCGUCAGGGAUUGUUGUAUCGGAUAUAAUAAGCGGAGGAUUCCAUGUUGUUCCUAUCGGCAGCACACCUGAAAAUGGGGAAGAAUGGAGAAUCUCAUUCUCUCAAGCAGAACAGAAGCUUGUGUAUUCAAUGAAUCACUGUCAGUUUUUGUGUUAUGGUCUUUUUAAAUUUUUCUUAAACGAAGUUAUUAAUUCUCAAAACAAUAACCCGGUUCUUUGUUCAUACUUCAUCAAAACAGUUGUGUUUUGGGCAAUUCAGAGUGAUAAUUCUUUGACUUGGAAUCCAGAUAACUUGUUGUCUCAUUUCUGGAAAUGCUUUAAAUUAUUGAUAUACUGGAUACGAAUCGGAGAAUGUCCAAACUUUUUUAUUCCAGAAAACAACAUGUUUAGAGUGAAAGUCAUCGGUUCUUUACAAACUUCAUUGUUCAGUCAGCUGUAUGAUUUGUAUUGA